This is a messenger RNA of Fusarium oxysporum Fo47, 11814 nucleotides long. Its product is annotated as putative hybrid PKS-NRPS enzyme. NCBI's taxonomy places the organism in Eukaryota, Fungi, Ascomycota, Sordariomycetes, Hypocreales, Nectriaceae. The transcript has 2 exons. Bases 1 to 11814 code for a protein of 3937 amino acids. The record is from RefSeq and is a predicted model, not a curated record. Gene Ontology annotation, molecular function: fatty acid synthase activity; phosphopantetheine binding; 3-oxoacyl-[acyl-carrier-protein] synthase activity. Gene Ontology annotation, biological process: fatty acid biosynthetic process.
AUGCCAUCUCCAGGCGAGCCCAUUGCCGUAAUCGGCUCAGCUUGCCGCUUUCCCGGCGGCGCAUCCUCUCCCUCCAAACUCUGGUCCCUCCUCCAAUCCCCCAAAGACUGCCUCCGCGACUUCCCUAAAGACCGUCUCAACCUUGAAGCCUUCUACAACAAAGAUGGCGAGCAUCACGGCGCCACUGACGUCUGCAACAAAGGCUACCUUCUCGAAGAAGACAGUCGCUUGUUUGACGCGUCGUUCUUCAAUGUCAACCCCGCUGAGGCUGAUGGUAUGGAUCCGCAGCAGAGAUUGACGCUUGAGACGGUUUAUGAAUCGCUUGAGGCGGCGGGGUAUACUAUUGAGGAGAUGCAGGGGUCUUUGACGGCGGUUUAUCUGGGUGUUAUGACGGGUGAUUAUCAUGAUAUUCAGUCGAGAGAUCCUGAGAUUAUCAAUCGGUAUCAUCCGACGGGGACAUCAAAGAGUAUUCUCUCAAACCGGGUGUCGUACUACUUUGAUCUUCGUGGACCAUCAGUUACGAUGGACACAGCGUGUUCGUCAUCACUCGCAGCACUACACUUUGCAACACAAUCUCUUCGUAGCGGUGAAUCAACCACCGCUAUAGCCAUCGGUGUCAAUCUUAUCUUUGAUGCCGCCGGCUACGUCGCUGAAUCUAAGCUUCACAUGCUGAGUCCUACAUCACGCAGUCGAAUGUGGGAUGCUGGAGCCGAUGGCUACGCUCGUGGCGAGGGUGUCGCAUCUGUCAUUCUCAAGCCUCUUUCCGAAGCUAUCCGCUGUGGCGAUCACAUCGAGUGCAUCGUCCGUGAGACGGGUAUGAACAGCGAUGGUCGCACCACCGGUAUCACUAUGCCUUCCGCAGCGGCACAGUCAGCGUUGAUCCGUCGAACGUAUCAAAAUGCUGGGUUAGAUCCUAUCAAAGAUCGACCGCAGUAUUUUGAGGCUCACGGCACGGGUACUCUCGCUGGUGACCCGGUUGAGGCACGCGCUAUUAGUCAGUCAUUCUUUGCUGACGAUGCAACGGCACCGGAAGAUGCGGAGAAGCUUUACUGUGGCUCUAUCAAGACGGUCAUCGGUCAUACAGAAGGCUGCGCUGGUUUGGCUGGCUUGCUCAAGGCAUCUCUGGCAGUGCAGAACGCAACUAUUCCACCCAAUUUACUCUUCAACACGCUGAACCCGUCCAUCAAGCCCUUCUACGAUCGACUCCAGGUUCCGACUGCAGCGAUGACAUGGCCAGAAGUCCACAGUGGUCCCAGACGAGUCAGUCUGAACAGCUUCGGCUUCGGAGGCACCAACGUCCACGCUAUUGUUGAGAACUACGAACCCGCCGCAUCCAAGACAGCUGCAGUGUCUGAGCAAUUCGUUGGUCCUCUAGUGAUCUCUGCCGAGGCUGAGCCUUCUCUCGCCACAACGGUUGAGAAGUACGCCGACUUCAUCCGGGCCAAUCCAGAUGUCAACCUGGAAGACGUGGCGUUCGUCACACAGACCCGUCGAAGCGUCUUUAGUCGACGGGUUUUUUUCUCCGGCGAGACCAGAGACAAGCUUCUCGAGUUCCUUGACACAGCUGUUGAGACAUCCAAGACGGGUGCUGAGAUUGGCAUCCAAGCACCAGGGUCAUCUUCUGAGCCCCCGGCUAUUCUUGGCAUCUUCACCGGCCAAGGAGCGCAGUGGGCAUCCAUGGGUAGAACCAUGAUUGAGACGUCUUCUCGGUUUCGGGAGUCGAUACAGAAGUGUCAAGAUGCUCUGCGUGGCAUUCCUGAUGCGCCAAAGUGGUCUCUCAUGGAUGAGCUAAUGGCAUCUGAUGAGGCUUCUCGCAUUGGUGAGGCUGCUAUCUCUCAGCCUCUGUGUACAGCGACUCAGAUCGCAAUCGUGGAUGUUCUUGCGUCCGCGGGUGUUCACUUCGAUGCUGUCGUCGGCCAUUCAUCAGGCGAGAUUUCUGCCGUUUACGCUGCAGGUCUACUCUCAGCUACUGAUGCAAUGCGCAUUGCCUACUACCGAGGUCUCUACGCCAAACACGCCUCUGGACCAUCUGGUGCUCCAGGAUCCAUGAUGGCUGUGGGUAUGGGCUCUGAAGACGCAACAGCCUUCUGCGAUCAGGAGCAGUUCAAGGGACGAAUUAGCCUUGCUGCGAGCAACUCUCCGUCCAGCGCUACUAUUUCUGGCGAUGAGGACGCUAUCUUGGAAGCGAAGGGGAUUCUGGAGGAGCAGAAAACCUUUGCCCGUCUCCUAAAGGUUGAUACGGCUUAUCACUCGCAUCAUAUGAGAGCUUGUGCAGACCCAUAUCUUGAGUCGCUCAAAGCUUGCAACAUUACUGUCAACCCUCCUUCCAGUAACUGUAUCUGGGUCUCUUCUGUCUACGGAAACGCAGAUAUGCUUGAUGACGAGGAUGAUCUUUCGGCUUUGGCGGGGCAGUACUGGAUCGACAACAUGGUUCGCCCGGUACUCUUCUCCGAAGCACUGGAGUGCUCACUCUGGAGGGCUGGCCCCUUCAGUCUCUCGCUCGAGAUCGGUCCUCACCCGGCUCUGAAGGGUCCGGCUUCACAAACAAUGAAGACUGCUCUGGGUCACGUCCUUCCGUAUGCUACGUUCCUGAGACGUGGAUACGAUGAUGUCGAAGCAUUCUCGGGUGGAAUCGGCUACGUCUGGGCCUAUCUCGGAACUCAUGUAGACUUUGCUGGGUACUACAAAGCGAUCCAUGGACCUGAAGCCAGCAAGCCACGGAUGAUCAAAGGACUCCCAUCUUACACGUGGAAUCACAACAAGGUCCACUGGAAAGAGUCCCGAAUCUCUCGUCGUUACCGUCUCGCUGAGAAAGCUCCACACGAACUUCUCGGUCGUCGCACUCCAGAUGAUUCAGAGUUUGAGAUCCGCUGGCGCAACAUCCUCCGUCUCAAUGAACUUCCCUGGAUUCGCGGUCAUGCUUUUCAGGGAAUGGCUCUCUUCCCGACAUCAGGAUACAUGGCUAUGGCUAUCCAAGCCGCCAUGGAGAUUGCUGGAUCAAGACCUGUCAAGCUUGUGGAGAUCCGAGACCUUGUUAUCCCUCGGGCGCUGACCAUUGAGGAGAACAAUCCUGGUAUUGAGUCUAUCUUCUCUGUCAAAAAGAUUGGCGGCCAUGUUGACGAGGAUGUUUUCUACGGAGAGUUCUCUUGCCAUACUUGUCCCGCCGAAGUUGAAGCAACCCUGGAGAGGAACUGCACCGGUUUGAUCACCAUUGACUUUGGUGAGCCUUCGGACUAUGAUCUUCCACCGCGAGCACUUGGAAAGUCGGGUAUUACACCUGUCGACACCCAGGAGUAUUAUGACUCACUUCUCAACAUUGGUCUCAACUAUCAGGGUCUCUUCCGAGGUCUCAAGUCUGUUCAGCGAACCAUGGGAUACGCUACGACAAAGGCAACUUGGGACAAGUCCGAAGUGGGCGACCAGUAUGUCAUGCACCCAGGACCUUUGGACGUUGCAUUCCACUCCAUUAUUGCUGCUAUGUGUACACCUCUCAGUGGAGCUCUUUGGGCACCGUACCUACCUGUCAAGAUUGAUAGGCUGGCGAUUGCUCCAAACACCAACUACGAGGGAGUACCAGGCGAGAUCAACUUUGACGUUGAUACUUUCAUUACCGAGACAACGUCCAACACCUUCAGAGGAGAUGUACAUAUCAUCAGCCUCGAUGGUAAGACUGGUUUGCAAGCUGAAGGUCUCACCUUGAAGCUGUUCACCGAGGCAAGCUCCUCUGACGAUCGACACAUGUUCUCCAAGACAAUCUGGCGCGCUGAUAUCUUGGACUCUUCCGAGAAUCUCGAUGAGAUCAACCCUGAUGAGCAAGAACUUGACCUCGCCGAAGCCAUUGACCGCACGUCUUUCUACUUCAUCAGGAAGACCUUUGAUCACCUGUCAGACACGGACGUACAGGACUGGAAGUGGUUCCAUCAAGCCUUCUACAAGGCUGCGAAGGAGGUUCUCCAGGAGACGAGGGAUGAGAAGCACCCAACUGCGCAGAAGGAGUGGUUUGAUGAUACCGAAGAGUUGAUCCAGGAGUACAAGGACAAGUAUCCUGAGCAAGCUGAUCUCAAGCUCAUUCACGCUGUGGCCGAGAACCUCGUUGGCGUCAUGACAUCCGACACCCAGCUCUUGGAGGUCAUGCUUGUCGAUAACAUGUUGAGCAACCUCUACACCGACGGCAGAGCCAUGCAACCUCUCAACAGAAUUGUUGCAGAGCUUUUCCAGAAUUUGUCCCAUCGAUACCCUCGUCUCAACAUCCUUGAGAUCGGAGCUGGCACAGGUGGAACGACGAACUCGGUCCUCAACGCCAUUGGAGACACAUAUGGUCGAUACACAUACACCGACAUCUCAGCUGGAUUCUUCGAAGCCGCCAAAACUCGCUUCCAUGCACACAGCAAGCAUCUCGAAUACAAGGUCCUCGACAUUGAGAACGACCCAACAGGCCAAGGCAUUCCCGAAGGUAGUCAGGAUGUCGUUCUAGCCGCCAACGUCCUCCACGCCACUCGCAACCUCAACGAAACCAUGACCAACGUUCGCAAACUUCUCAAGCCUGGUGGCUAUCUUAUAAUGGUUGAGGUCACAGGUUACUAUCUCCAAAUGAUGUUUCUUAUGGGUGGUUUGCCUGGUUGGUGGCUUGGCGUCGAUGAGGGAAGAGCUCGUGGUCCGGGAAUUGGGUUGACGGAGUGGGAUGAGAUUCUCCGAGAUUCGGGCUUUACGGGAGCCGAUAAGUAUGUUACUGACUUGCCUGACUCUCUCAAGCAUGUGUGCUCUGUGCUCGUAUCGCAAGCCGCCGAUGAGAGGGUCACAAUGCUCCAGGAGCCGCUGUCGUUCCUCGACGAGAUUCCACUGGAACAGCGACUUCUCAUCAUUGGUGGUAAGACUCUACCCAUCUCUCGAAUCGUCAAGAGCAUUCAGCGCCUUGCAUCCCGAGUCGCAGAUCAAGUUACGGUCGUCGACAGUAUCGACUCCCUAUCAGACAAGCAUCUCAGCAAUGAAACAUCAGUCAUCUGUCUCACCGAACUCGAAAAGCCCAUCUUCUCUACUCCCAUGACCUCUUCGCGUCUUAACAACCUCCAGUCUCUGUUCUCCCACUCAUCACACGUCCUCUGGCUCACAGCAGGUCGUCUCGAUGAGAACCCAUACGCCAAUAUGACAAUCGGGCUUGGGCGCGCUAUCAUCAACGAGCUGCCUCAAUUGAACCUUCAGUUCCUUGAUCUUCCCAAAGCCUCGAGUGUUGAUGCGAAGAUGGUGAUUGAGGCGUUCUUGAAACUCAAGCUCGCCAAGUCAGCUGAGUUUACCAAGACACCGAUCUUGUGGAGUACAGAGCCGGAGGUACUACUGAGGGACGGUCUUGUGACGAUUCCCAGGGUGGUGCCUGACCAAGAGAGGAAUAAUCGGUUGAACUCUCAGAGGAGGAAGAUUACCAAAGAGGUUUCUCUGAGCCAGACGGAAGUUGUUCUGACCGAUACUGAGGGCGGUCUCUGUCUUGAAGAAAAGGCACCGUGGGCCAAGUCCCUCACUGGUGAUGGCAUUGCCACCAUGAAAGUGGAACAUUCACUUUCACUUCCAUUCUGCGAGGAUGACGCACGAGUUCUUUGCAUUGGCAAGAGUGAGGGUAAAGUCACCAUGGCCAUCACUCCUCGUCACAGCUCAACAGUCUCAGGCCCAGCAACAGAUGCAUUUGCCGUUGCUGAGGCGGAGCCUGCACACGAACAGACAGACCUGAUGGUCGGUAUGGCUCUCAACUUGACUGCAUCCCUCAUCCUUUCGAGCAUCCUAUCAGCUGCACCUAACACUGGAGAUGGCAACGUUCUGAUCUACGGUGCAAGCACUGACAUACAGAGAGCCCUUACCGCCCAAGCCUCUCGCAAACUCGUCUUUGCCAGCUCUGAGGUCCACUCCGACUCGAUUUUCAUCCACCCCAGAGCAUCCAUACGAACCAUUCAGCAUGUCCUCCCUCGAGGUAUCAGUCACUUCGUCGAUCUCUCCGAGAAGACCGACGACAAGAUCAAACAGCACCUUUCUCACCUGUUUGAGACCAUCAACUUCAAGCCCAGUCAUGCAUUAGCCUACAACACUGCUCAAUUGCUUGAGACUGCUUAUCACUUCAGCCGCCAAUCACAACUCUCGUCACCUACAACGGCCGUCUCUGUCCAAGACAUCACCUCUCUUCCAGCCCUCGACCUCACGCGCACUAUCAUCGACUGGACCAACCCCCAGCCCGUUAGCGUUACCAUCCGCCCCAUCAGCGGGCAAGGCCUCUUCUCCAACGACAAGACCUACCUCAUGGUCGGUCUUGUCUCAGACUUUGGUCGCUCGCUCUGUCGUUGGAUGGUCGAGAACGGCGCCAAGUACAUCGUCCUCACCAGUCGCAGAGCACAGGUCGACCAGCUCUGGCUUCAAGAGAUGGAAGACUUGGGCGCCAUUGUCAGAGUUUACCCCAUGGAUGUAUCCAAACGUGACUCUGUACAGUCUGUCUGCGAUUCUAUAAAGAAUCUCCCACCUGUUGGUGGUGUUUGCAACGGUGCACUUGUUCUGAAGGAUCAGCUGUUCGUUAAGAUGGAGCCUGAUGCACUGAGCGAUGUGUUUGCACCCAAGGUUGAUGGAACCAUCCAUCUUAGCGACAUCUUCUCAGAGCCGACUCUCGACUUCUUCGUCUUGUUCUCGUCGAUGAGUUCUGUUGUUGGAAACGCUGGUCAGUCCAACUACAACGCUGCGUCUCUAUUCCAAGCAGCCAUCGCUCAGCAGAGACGUGAAAAGGGUCUUGCCGCUUCGGUCAUGGCUUUGGGCAUGGUCGCUGAUGUUGGAUACAUCGCUGCAAAGGGCCCAACACUUAUGGAGCGGCUGAAGAAGGCUUUUUACAUGCCUAUUUCGGAGUCUGAUGCUCAUCAGAUCUUUGCUGAAGCUGUCGCGGCUAGCAAGCCUGGAGUGACUGAUGACGACACGAUAGAAAUGGUCUCAGGCAUCCAGCCUUUCAACUACACGGCGUCGACUAAGGCCCGACCUCCUUGGGUCAACAACCCUCGCUUCUCACACUUUGUUCGUGAGGAAGAAGGUUCCAAGGAUGUUGAUGCGUCUCGAGCAGGCCAGAGUAACAUUCGCAUCUUGGAACGACUGGACGCUGCUGGUUCCGAAGAGGAGGCUGCUGCUGCUCUUCUUGUUGCCUUCAGAGCCAAGGUUGAGACAAUGCUGCAGAUGACUCCAGACAGUCUCAACGUCGAGGCGUCACUACUGGAUGUAGGUAUCGACUCCCUCUUGGCUGUUGAGAUUCGGUCAUGGUUCUUGAAAGAAGUCCAUGUCGACGUCCCUGUCCUCAAGACUCUCAGUGGCGACAACGCCAAGGACAUCUGCGCCGACGCAGCGAAUAAGUACCUCUCAGCCAAAAUGCAGGAGAAUAAGUCUGAAACGGGCGAUGCGUCAAAGUCAGACUCAGCAGCCAACGGGUCAGCGACCGGCACCUCGAGUGAUGGUAGUUCAAGUCCCGUCAGAUCAGGUCAUGCAACACCACCGAGUACAGUUGGGGAAACGGAGCAGCAAGAGGAGGUCAAGCAGGAAAAGGAGUUAGAACGAGUGGAGAAGCUGUCGUAUGCUCAGUCGAGGUUAUGGUUUCUAAGUCAGUUCUCCAAAGAUGAUACCUCGUACAACUGCGUCUAUGUGUAUAAAGCCACUGGAAACAUCCAGCUUGCACGACUGAAGAGGGCCGUAUCCUCUGUGGCAAAUCACCAUGAAUCGUUGAGAACAUGCUUCUUUACCCGACCGGGAAGCGGUGAGCCUGUUCAAGGCCUACUUGCUUCAGCGAGAGACUGCCUCAAGCAUGUCAAGGAUGAAGAUGGUCACGCUUUGGAGCAUGAGACUAAGACCUGGCGAAACCAUGUUUGGCAACUCUCUGACGGAGAUGUUCUCAGAGUCAUACUUGUCACUCAUGGACCUGAAGAGCACUCCCUCAUCAUCGCCUACCAUCACAUUGCUAUGGAUGGCGUGAGCAUGCAUCUCUUCCUGCGAGAUCUCAACGCCGUAUACAUGGGACACAAGCUCAAUUCGUCACCGAAGCAGUACAUGGACAUCUCAGUCGAGGAACGAAGGGCCGUCGAGAGCGGCCAGAUGGACGACAGGAUCUCGUACUGGACCAAAUUGCACUCACCAAGUGCAGACACUCUUCCACUAUUCACAUUCGCUCGUGUCAAGUCACGGCCUAUUCCCAAAACGUAUCAUAACGUCGAGUCUCUCAUCGACAUUGGAAGCGAGCUCUCGGACCAGAUCAAGCGAGCAAGCCAGUCUCUGCGUAUCACUCCUUUCUACUUUUACCUUGCCGCGCUGCAAACACUCUUCAACAAGCUUUUGGGUGUGGAGGACAUCUGUAUCGGUGUCACAGAUGCGAACCGCAGCGAAAGUAGCUUACAGACCAUCGGCUUCUUCCUGAACUUACUGCCCCUUCGCUUCGACAUUCAGAAGGAUGUGAAGUUCUCAGAUCUAGUCAUGAGAACGGCUCUGCAUUAUCGAACAGCACAAGCCAACAUGGGAGUUCCUUUUGAUGUCAUUCUCGACAAGGCGAACGUCCCUCGAGAGUCAACCAGUACACCACUCUUCCAAGUCGCCAUGAACUAUCGGCAAGGAAACUUCUCCAAAAUCCCGCUUGGUGGAAGCAACCUGCAGUUCAAGGAUGGCUUUGAUGCUCAAAGUCCUUACGAUCUUGCUUUUAGUGUUACGCCCAACAAUGACACGACUUACGUACAAGUUGUUGCAAGAGAAGAUUUAUAUACAAGAGAAGGGACCGACACUCUAUUAUCUACAUAUCUGACAUUGUUGCACGAUGCAUCGCGAGAUGUAAGCAAGACGUUGGAGACCAUCAGCCUUUACGAUCAAACCGGUAUCGACAAGGCACUAUCGCUCGGGUAUGGGGAUGUGGUGGACUAUGAAUGGCCCUCAACGCUAACAGAGAAGGUGGAUGAGGCUAUCAAGAGGAACCCUCAUGAUGCCGCUGUCAAAGAUGCCGAUGGUCAGCUCACCUAUGGAGAACUUGCGGUCAGGGUCAACAGCCUUGCCUCAACCAUCCAGUCUCAGCCCCAGCCUGGUUCACAGGUAGCUGUUCUCUGCGAGCCGACCGCAUGUUGGGUCAUCUCCAUGUUGGCCAUAAUCCGUUCAGGUUGCGUCUAUGUUCCUUUGGAUAGCAAGUUGCCUGAUGAGCGACUGAAGGUCAUUCUCCAGGCUGUCAGACCUGAUCUGAUACUCUGCGAAAGCUCUACCAAGGAGCGUGCUUACCACCUCUCCAAUGGGGUGCCUGUCCUUUCGUUGACUGACAUGCCCAACUCGACCGAGGCCAUUACUGCAGCAAACCUAGAGAGUGAGAAUGAAACCACUUUCGUCCUUUUCACAAGCGGUUCGACAGGUACGCCAAAGGGUAUCAGACUCUCUUCACGGGGGAUCAUCAACUAUGUCGCCACCAAGAGCUUGAAGCUCUCUCUCCGUCGAGAGGUUGUUCUUCAGCAGAGUGCUCUUGGCUUCGACAUGUCCCUUGCCCAAGCUUUCAUGGCUCUCGCACUUGGUGGUACACUGGUAAUAGCGCCUUGUGAAAGUCGUGGUGAUCCUUUCGCCUUGAGUAAGCUCAUGACUGAUGAGCGAGUCACAUUCACGUUGGGAACUCCCACUGAGUAUCUCAUGCUCAUUCGACAUGGAGGUCAAACUGUGAAGGCAAUGCAAUCUUGGCGACACGCGACUUCUGGUGGUGAAGCCAUCACUGCUCAGCUGAAGACGGCUUUAAAGACGUUGCAACAUCCUCCAGCUCUCACCGAUUGUUACGGGCCCACUGAGAUCUCAUGCUGCGCUACCAUGAAGAUGAUUGACCUCGACAAUGAUGGAGACGACAGUGUUUACUCAUCUGUUGGUCCAGCGAACCCCAACACUUCCAUCUACAUUCUUGAUGAAAAUGGGCACGUCGUUCCGCAGGGACUCACCGGUGAGAUCUGCGUUGGCGGCGUUGGUGUUGCGCUCGGCUAUCUCGACGAGAAGUCAACCUCGCAGAAGUUUGUGCCGAACCCGUUUGCGACAGCUGAGCAUACUGAAAAGUGGUGGACUACGAUGUAUCGUACUGGAGACAAGGGCCUCAUCCGUGCUGAUGGCAAUCUUCAGUUCAUGGGUCGUAUGGACGGCGAUACGACUGUCAAGCUUCGUGGGCUACGCGUCGAUCUUGAUGAUGUCGCCAACGUCAUGCUACAGCAGUUCAAGGACUCCCUCGAGGAUGUUGUUGUCACUUCCCGUGGUGAUCCAGCUUUCCUCGUUGCGCAUGUUGUGCUGACCCCGAGAACUUCUAUGGAUGCCUCGAAAUUGCAAGAGUUGGCGAGUACCUUGCCACUUCCUCAGUACAUGAGACCUGCAUUGGUCAUAGAAUUGGAGAAGCUGCCGUUGAAUAGCAGUGGAAAGGUUGAUCGUCGUGCUAUCGCAGCCUUGCCUCUACCUACAACACCCGCAUCAUAUGAGCCUUUGAAGAAGGUAUCGGACCGAAAGCCAACGCUUGUUGAAGGAGAGUUGAGACUCAUUUGGCACAACGUACUGUCUCAAGCGGGACUUGUAAACAGAACGAGACUUGAACCUGACACAGAUUUCUUCCACGUUGGUGGCAACUCCCUACUUCUCGUCAGGCUCCGAAGUGCAAUUGAGAUCUCGAUGGGUGUUACGCUGCCUCUUAGCGACAUGUACCGUUCUAGCACGCUGGCCGGAAUGGCGGGUCUGAUUGCGCAACAGAAGGGCUCUGACUAUGUGCCUGAGGUGAUUGACUGGGAGGCCGAGACAACUUUACCUCUGUCUAUCGACCUGAAAUACUCGAGCGAUACUAUUCCUGUCAGGACAGAGUCUGGUCUUGAGAUUCUCAUGACUGGCUCAACAUCAUUCCUAGGGAAGCAGAUCCUCCAGUCUCUCUUGAGCCGACCGUCAGUCGCACGCAUCCACUGCAUCGCUGUUGACCCAGACUCUGAGGUCAGUCACCUCAAGGAUGAUCGCGUCACGGUGUAUCCUGGCAGCCUGAGUGAACCCAUGCUGGGACUCAAAAGAGAAACGUACCAGCACCUUCAAGCAACUGUCGACACUAUCAUUCUCGCGGGAUCUCAAGGGCAUUGUCUCAACAACUAUUCAACCCUUCGUGCACCUAACGUGGAGUCGACGCGACAGAUGGGUCUCUUCGCUCUUGGUCGCCGGGUUCCUAUUCAUUACAUCUCAUCAAGCCGAGUUACGCUGCUCGACCCCAACGCAGAUGCUGCCCUUCCACCAGUUAGCGUUAAAGACUAUCAGCCUCCUACAGAUGGAUCGGAAGGGUUCACAGCAGCCAAAUGGGCAGGUGAAGUAUUCCUAGAGAUACUAUCAGAAGCAGCAGCAGCGAAUGCAGAGAGGGAUCUGCCUGUCUCAAUCCAUCGGCAUUGCGCUAUUGUAGGUGACGAGGCUCCUAUCGAAGAUGCACUCAACGCCUUGCUGCGAUAUUCCAAGCUUGUCAAUGCUGUACCACGUGUGUCGAGCCUCAAUGUCGGCGGUUACUUUGACUUCCUCCCUGUCGCGGAUGUCGCCGACUCCUUUGCUGAGUUUGUCGUAUCCUCUCAAGGAACGCACUCAGGCGUGGCUUUCAAGCAUUACUCGAGUAGUGUCAAGGUGCCGCCAGCAGAGUUCGCUUCAUACAUGCAAGAGACAUACAGGGGCGAGUUUCGGGAGCUGGAUUUGGACGAUUGGAUUGAGCAGGCGAGGAAGGAAGGAAUUGAAGAGCUAAUUGUAUUGUAUUUGCAGGCUAUAGUGGAGAAAGGACAACGGAUAAUAUUUCCGUACAUGGGGAACAAGGAGUAG